AUGGACACUCCUCAAGGCACUGAAAUUCCUACACUCUCCGGCGUUGAAGUCAAACUGCCUCCGUUUUGGACUGCGGAUCCUGCAUUGUGGUUCAUUCAGGUAGAAUCACAAUUCGCUGCACGGCGCAUCACAGCAGAUUCCACGAAAUACCAUUAUGUGGUGAGCAGUCUGCCCCCAUCAACCGCUAGCGAAGUUCGAGACCUGUUGCUUUCUCCACCAGCAGACAACGCUUACGAGGCGUUGAAGGCAACACUCAUUCGCAGGAUCACGCCCUCCGAAAGCCAACGGCUACAACAGCUUCUUCAUGAAGCCAGCCUCGGCGACAGAACGCCAAGCCAGCUGCUGCGUCACAUGCAGCAAUUAUUGGGCAGCAAAGUGGACGGUCUUGACAGCCUGCUGCUCCGAGAAAUAUUUCUACAGAAAAUUCCCCCGAACGUCAGAAUGGUCAUGACUGCCUCAAAUGAGAACGAUCUAUCCAAACUGGCCGAGUUAGCCGACAAGCUCGCUCAUGGCGGUAGCUCCCACAUCUGUCGCAGCCGUCACAAGCGAACCGUCUCCCCAUGA
Molecule: messenger RNA, 564 nt
Organism: Dermacentor silvarum
Lineage: Eukaryota; Metazoa; Arthropoda; Arachnida; Ixodida; Ixodidae
Exons: 1
Coding region: 1-564 (187 amino acids)
Source: RefSeq, a predicted model, not a curated record